AUGAUCCCAAAAAUGAACCAGUUUGAUGUGGCAGUGGUGGGACUGGGAGCUCUGGGAAGUGCUGCCACAUUUCACGCAUCUCUUAAGGGCGUCAAAGUGAUCGGAAUUGAGCAGUACGAGUUGGGCCAUGUGCGCGGUGCCUCGCAUGACACUUCGCGCAUUGUUAGAACCUCAUACGGAGAACAUGAGUACGUUGCGCUUGCAAAGUCCGCAUACAAGGACUGGGCGCACUUGGAAGAAAAAUGCGGCCAGAGGCUGCUAACGCAAACUGGUGGCAUCGUCUUCUUCCCUGAAAAUGGACCUAUGAGCGCCAGAGACUUUGCGAACAGUCUCACGGCAAAUGAUAUUCCACACGAACUUCUUAGCGCCCAGGAGGUCAACAAACGAUGGCCUCAAUUCAACAUCCCCUCAUCGGUUACGACAGUCUACACGGCUGACACAGGCAUUGUACAUGCUGCUCGGUCAACAAUGGCUAUGCAAAGCCAAGCUCGUGCCAAUGGUGCCAUUCUGAAGGAAAAUACCCAAGUCUUCCAGGUGGUGCCUUCAGUCGGCAGCAGAGGUGUAGUGAUCGAAACCUCGAACGGUCCGUUCUUUGCGACAAAAGUCAUUAUUGCAGCCGACGCAUGGCUCAAUAAAUUACUUGCCCCCCUCGACGCAGUGAUUCCCCUCUCCAUCAUGCAGGAGCAAGUGUCGUACUACAAGCCGACUGAUAUGGCUUCCUUCGAACAAGGUCACUUCCCAGUUUGGAUUUGGGAGGAUGAACCUUGCUACUACGGAUUCCCUACAUACGGUGAACCUACAAUCAAAGCGGCCCGCGAUGUGGCAAACAACUUCAUGACACCUGAGCAACGAACUUUUGUCCACUCGCCACAACUACUAAAAGAGCUUACUGAGUUUAUGGCCCAUCUCGUGCCCGGCAAGGGUCAAGUCCUUCGCACGGUGACAUGUCAAUACGCCAUAACGCCAUCACGCCAAUUGGUUAUCAGUUCGUUGGAAAGAUAUGAUAACAUUUUUGUGGGUCUGGGAUGUGGUCAGGGUUUCAAAUUUGCUCCUGCCAUUGGUCGUAUCCUCGCUGAGCUGGCCAUCGAUGGCAAGACGGAUGACAAUAUUUCAAAGUUUGGUAUUCCAAAGCUGGAAAGGACCACCAGCAAGAUUUGA
Messenger RNA from Penicillium olsonii, 1158 nucleotides. NCBI's taxonomy places the organism in Eukaryota, Fungi, Ascomycota, Eurotiomycetes, Eurotiales, Aspergillaceae. The record is from the annotation of a GenBank genome assembly.